CUUGCACAGUCUUUCUCCGAUGUUCUAAUUGAAUGGUUGCAAACGACGCAAUAACACAACUGAACGAUAUACUCAACGUAAUAGCAAAGCAGUGAACAAUAAAAUAAUUAGUGGAUCGACAAAAUCAAACCAAAUUAUUGGCGUAUUGAUGAAAAUCGAGCAAUUAGCUGCCGGAAUUGAGGGAAAAUCGAGCCGGAAUUGAGGAAAAAUCGAGCCAAAAUUGAGGGAAAAAUUGCCGCUAAAGACCAAGAACAUUGAAGAGAAGUUGGAGAAAAGAAAAAAAGAGAGAAAAGUCGAAAUAGAAAGGUCGAAGUGUUGCUGAAAAAUGAAGACAAUGUUGAAACUCCCACAGAACACCACCGGUACGGAUGUGCCUUCAAUCGAUACGAAAAAUGAGUCACCAAAAAAAGAAGAGCCGCUUGAACGUAUUUUGACGGUGGACAUCAAGACGAUGCGUACUCACAUGCGAAAUGACAACUUCAACAAUCACAACACGCUCCUGGAAUUUUUCCCGAAAAUUCAUCAGAUUUCACGACCUAAUGAACGGACGACUUGUUUGACUCUGCGCUGUGCGGACAAUAUACAUGUGCAUACAAUGCAAGCCAAUUUCUAUGGCGAUAUGCGACCAUUCCAAACAGGUGAUGUCGUUCGAUGUGUGGGCCAUUUGAAUGGUCAAACUGGUCAGUUCAAGAUCAUCAACAUGUCUAAGAUUGACUAUGAGAGGGAGUUGGAUGUGAUCAAUCGAUUGAUCGCCAUUUCUAGCUUCGAGCUGGCCAAAUUGCCGAUCAAAACUCCAAACCAAUCGCCAAAAAAGUAGAAAUUUUCAUCAUCUUUGGUCGUGAAGUGUCAUCAGCUCAGGAACCCAUCGCCGAAGCGAGAACCUCUUUCAUUUUCCAAUAUUGAACAUUUUUUAUUUUUUUCAUUUUAUUAUUCUUUCAACAAUGAACAAAUACCGACAUGAGAAUAACGAUUAUUGUCAUAGGACGCCUUUAGCAAUUUAUUGAACAUAUUUUAUUUUAUUUUUAGUAAACUUAAGUAAAGUUGUAAUUUUCGUCACGAAC
Molecule: messenger RNA, 1061 nt
Organism: Sitodiplosis mosellana (orange wheat blossom midge)
Lineage: Eukaryota; Metazoa; Arthropoda; Insecta; Diptera; Cecidomyiidae
Exons: 3
Coding region: 326-817 (163 amino acids)
Source: RefSeq, a predicted model, not a curated record